CGUUGACAAUGAAUCCAAAGUGAAUUUGUCGAAUUGUCUCGCUGUCUUAUGUUUUUUAUUUGGCUUAGCUUAGCACUUUCUUAAUGUUUUCCUUUUGUUUAAAAAAGCCAAAUUUAGCUAAAGACCGCAAUUAAAAAAUAGUAUGAGUGACAUUCCAGAAAAUGCGCCUCAACAUUGUCCUGGUACCGAGAGCCAAGAUGCUGGUAAAGCGUCAGCAUGUGCUGGGUGCCCUAACCAGAAUAUAUGUGCCUCUGGAGCAGCCUCCUUACCGGACCCAGCCAUAGAUAUAAUUAAAAACAGACUAUCAAAUGUGAAGCACAAGAUAUUGGUACUGUCGGGCAAAGGUGGAGUGGGAAAAAGCACAGUCACAUCACUAUUGGGGCACGGACUGGCUGCUAAGAGUCCUGAUAUUAAUGUAGGCAUCCUGGACGCGGACAUCUGCGGGCCGAGCCAGCCGCGGGUGCUGGGCGUCCAUGGAGAGCAGGUCCACAACUCGGGCUCCGGAUGGUCGCCGGUUUACGUGACUGAUAAUCUGUCAUUGAUGUCAAUUGGAUUCUUGUUAGGCAGCCCCGACGACGCUGUCAUAUGGAGGGGGCCUAAGAAAAAUGGUAUGAUCAAACAGUUCCUCAGUGAGGUGGAUUGGGGAGAAUUGGACUACUUACUGAUCGACACACCACCAGGCACAUCAGACGAGCACCUGUCCGCGGUAUCCAGCAUAGAUUUCACAUUUUUAAUUUUAGUCGCGGGUCUACAAUUAUUAGACACGCCGCAGGAGGUGGCGCUGCUGGACGUGCGCAAGGAGCUGCAGUUCUGCCGGAAGGUCGGCGUCCCCGUGCUCGGCGUGGUCGAGAACAUGUCGCUGUUCGUGUGCCCCAAUUGCAAGAGUCGAAGCGAAAUCUUCCCGGCGACGACGGGCGGCGCGGCGCAGAUGUGCGAGGACCUCGGCGCCGCGCUGCUGGGCCGCCUGCCGCUCGACCCGCUGCUGGCGCGCUGCUGCGACCAGGGCACCGACUUCCUGCAGGCGCUGCCCCACUCGCCUGCCGUCGUCGCGCUCAACGAUAUCGUUGACAAAAUAAUAUCAGCCUGUGAAAGUACUUGAAGUUGAAUUAAUCGUCGACCAGUGAAGCCUUAAUAUUAUAACUUAAGACUAGUCAAAAAUUCAGGUGUUACACCUUGUAUUAAAAACGUUGGGAUAAUAUUAUUGAAAUAUUAUAUUUUCUUUGUAAUUAAAAUUCAAUAUGAAAUAAAGUAA
This is a messenger RNA of Galleria mellonella (greater wax moth), 1252 nucleotides long. It is a transcript of the gene Nubp1, whose product is annotated as cytosolic Fe-S cluster assembly factor NUBP1 homolog. Gene Ontology annotation, cellular component: cytosol. Gene Ontology annotation, molecular function: ATP-dependent FeS chaperone activity; ATP binding; 4 iron, 4 sulfur cluster binding. The record is from RefSeq and is a predicted model, not a curated record. The transcript has 10 exons. Gene Ontology annotation, biological process: iron-sulfur cluster assembly. NCBI's taxonomy places the organism in Eukaryota, Metazoa, Arthropoda, Insecta, Lepidoptera, Pyralidae. The coding region runs from base 143 to 1099 and encodes 318 amino acids.